This is a messenger RNA of Microtus oregoni (creeping vole), 5794 nucleotides long. RefSeq names its product dual specificity phosphatase 16 (gene Dusp16). Gene Ontology annotation, cellular component: nucleus; cytoplasm. Gene Ontology annotation, biological process: negative regulation of MAPK cascade; protein dephosphorylation. NCBI's taxonomy places the organism in Eukaryota, Metazoa, Chordata, Mammalia, Rodentia, Cricetidae. The transcript is spliced from 7 exons. The record is from RefSeq and is a predicted model, not a curated record. Bases 634 to 2610 code for a protein of 658 amino acids. Gene Ontology annotation, molecular function: protein tyrosine/threonine phosphatase activity; MAP kinase tyrosine/serine/threonine phosphatase activity.
CCGCUUUUUCCCGCGCGGACCCCCAACUUUACCUCCUCAACUCCUUCAUCCCUGUCGACAUUUUUUUUUUCCUUUCCCUUCUUCUCUCCUUUUCGGGGGGCGGUGGAAGAGAAAGUGAAGAAAAGUUGCAAACGCCCGGGCUCUCGCUAAGCUCUCCUCCCACCCCUCAGAGUGGAAGCCGCGGCGGCGAGGAGGACGCGCGAGCGACGGCCGAGCGGGCGACGCGGUGACAACGCUCGCUGCCCUCCGAGCGAGCCUGGAGCCUGGCGGCCCCUCAAGUUGUCAGUCCAGUGUGAAGCUGCGGAGUGAGGGAGCAAAGGUAAAGGAUGAUGUAAUGCCCUGGCUGCCCUAAAGCAUCUUUUGUUGUGGAUGGUUAUUCCCGUCAUCUCUUUAUGAAUCAAAUGUGAGGGGCUGCUUUGUGGAAGGAGUCCUGUGCAAGAGCGCAUCGACAGGAAAGAGAGACAUUCAGCUGGAGGGCUCUUGCUGAAAUGGGUUUAACUCUGUGUUGCCAGUCACCACUAGCCUGACCUCAUACAUUCUUAACAAUGGAGUGGCUGAGCCUUUGAGCACACCACCAUUACAUCAUUGGGGCAAAUUAAAGAACGAGGUGGGAAAAGAGGACUUAUUGUUGUCAUGGCCCAUGAGAUGAUUGGAACUCAAAUUGUUACUGAGAGCUUGGUGGCUCUGCUGGAAAGUGGAACGGAAAAAGUGCUGCUAAUUGAUAGCCGGCCAUUUGUGGAGUACAAUACAUCCCACAUUUUGGAAGCCAUUAAUAUCAACUGCUCCAAGCUGAUGAAGCGAAGGUUGCAACAGGACAAAGUAUUAAUUACAGAACUUAUCCAGCAUUCUGCAAAACAGAAGGUUGACAUUGAUUACAACCAGAAGGUGGUAGUUUAUGACCAGAGUUCCCAAGAUGUUGCCUCUCUGUCAUCAGACUGCUUUCUCACUGUCCUCCUGGGUAAACUGGAGAAGAGCUUCAGCUCUGUCCAUCUGCUUGCAGGUGGGUUUGCUGAGUUCUCUCGUUGUUUCCCUGGCCUCUGUGAAGGAAAAUCCACUCUAGUCCCUACCUGCAUAUCUCAGCCUUGCUUACCUGUUGCCAACAUUGGGCCAACUCGAAUUCUUCCCAAUCUCUAUCUUGGCUGCCAACGAGAUGUCCUCAACAAGGAACUGAUGCAACAGAAUGGGAUUGGCUACGUGUUAAAUGCCAGCAAUACAUGUCCAAAGCCUGACUUCAUUCCUGAAUCUCACUUCCUGAGAGUGCCUGUGAAUGACAGCUUUUGUGAAAAAAUUCUGCCCUGGUUGGACAAGUCUGUGGAUUUCAUAGAGAAAGCAAAAGCUUCCAAUGGCUGUGUGCUGAUACAUUGCUUAGCUGGAAUCUCUCGCUCUGCCACCAUUGCUAUUGCCUACAUCAUGAAGAGGAUGGACAUGUCUCUAGAUGAGGCUUACAGAUUUGUGAAAGAAAAAAGACCUACCAUAUCGCCGAACUUUAAUUUUCUGGGCCAACUCAUGGAUUACGAGAAGACUAUUAAGCAGACUGGAAUGUCAGGGCCAAAGAGCAAACUCAAGCUGCUGCACCUGGACAAAUCCAGCGAGUCUGCAGCCUCGGAGGGCGGACGGAAGAGUGCGCUGUCUCUCAGUCCACCCUGUGUCAGCUCUACCUCAGAGGCAUCAGGGCAAAGGCUUGUGCAUCCUGCCAGUGUGCCCAGCUUACAGCCGUCACUCUUAGAGGACAGCCCCCUGGUACAGGCGUUCAGCGGGCUGCAGCUGUCCUCAGAGAAGCUGGAAGACAGCAAUAAGCUCAAGCGCUCCUUCUCUCUUGAUAUCAAGUGUGUUUCGUAUUCGGCCAGUGUGGCAGCAUCUUCUCAUGGCUUCUCGUCAGAGGAUGCUGUGGAGUACUACAGGCCUUCUGCCACACUGGAUGGGACCAGCAAGCUUUGCCAGUUCUCCCCCGUACAGGAGGUAUCAGAGCAGACUCCAGAAACCAGCCCAGAUAAGGAGGAGGCCCACGUUCCCAAGCAGCCCCAACCCACCAGGCCUUCAGAGAGCCAGAGCAAGCGAUUACACUCAGUGAGAACCAGCAGUAGUGGGACCACCCAGAGGUCCUUCUUCUCACCACUGCAUCGGAGUGGGAGUGUUGAGGACAAUUACCACACCAACUUUCUUUUCGGCCUUUCCACCAGCCAGCAACACCUCACCAAGUCUGCUGCAGGGCACGGUCUCAAGGGCUGGCACUCAGAUAUUCUGGCGCCCCAGUCCUCUGCCCCCUCCCUGCCCAGCAGCUGGUAUUUUGCCACAGAGCCCUCACACUUCUACUCCGCUUCUGCCGUCUACGGAGGCAACACCGGUUACUCUGCCUACAGCUGUAGCCAGCUGCCCACGUGCACUGACCAAGUCUAUUCUGUUCGCAGGCGGCAGAAGCCCAGCGACAGAGCUGACUCGAGACGCAGCUGGCACGAAGAGAGCCCCUUUGAAAAGCAGUUUAAACGCAGAAGCUGCCAGAUGGAAUUGGGAGAGAGCAUCAUGUCAGAGAACAGGUCGAGGGAGGAGCUAGGCAAAGUGGGCAGUCAGUCUAGCUUCUCAGGCAGCAUGGAGAUGAUUGAGGUCUCCUGAGAAGAAGACCCUUCUGGUGACGUUUUGUUUUGUUUCCUGUUCACAAAAAAAUAUUCCCUGUAAAUCUGAAAUAUGUAUAUGUAUAUACAUAUAUAUUUUUGGAAUAUAGAGCUACGGUGUAAAAGCAAAAGAUGGAUCAACACAGUUAUUCUCUCAGCACCUGCACUGAGAGCAGCUAAUUCUCUCAGAAGAGUGGAAGGGUAGAUGUUAGAAUUCCCCCAGCCAGGAGAAGAGAUUUUGUUCAGUGAAUUGCACAUCUUGUUCCUACAAAAGCGAGGGUUUUUGUUUUUGAUGUUAGAGGGCAAAAUCCCUCCUAUUUUCAUGUGCAACAGAGAUCUUCAGAACUCACCUCUGUCCGGGCCCUUCCCUGUGCACCUUAGCGCUGAGACUGAGCCAGCUGUGGGUCGGGGGAAAGACCCUCUUAGGGACAGACCCUAGUGGUAAGUCCAAGAGCAAUGAUCCUGUCCAAAGCUGAGUCAUAAAUUCAAGCUUGAUUGGCAGCUGAAGGACACGGGCAUCAUUCUGCUGGAUGAACUAUUAGGAGCCCUGCCCAGAUCUACUCAAGCAAUCCAGUACCUCAGACAGGACAUUUGGGGCCAUCACCACUACCAUGUCUAGGAGCCCAUUUUCUAGGCAUUGUGAAUAAAUAACUUAUCACUUUCCAGACAAAUUCAUACCAUUUGUGCACAAAAUCCCAGUGUGCCUGGAUGGGCAGCUGCCAUUGUACUCUUCUUCUCAGCUUCAGAAGAGGGGAAACCAACUAGAGUUCAGCAUAGCUAGAGACUGCGCAGUCAGGUAGCUUAGAGACUUAAGCCAGGGAUGGGACAGCAAACAUUUGAUUAUAAUAAUCAAAGAAUUAUCUAAAGUGGGGUUGUUAAUCCUUAAAUCGACCACAGACUUGGGUUAGAGAUAAAUGUGAAUCACUGGGCUGGUUAGCAGAGUGACAGCGCCCUCGGGUCCUCAGCCAGAACAGAUGCUUUUCAGUUCUGUCUCAUGGCACACAGGAAGAUUCGAGAAGGUAAAACUUGAAGCAGGAAACAAAUUUCCUUGGUGUCUUUUUUUCCUGUGGUAUGCAAUAAGGGUACUAUUUCUAGAAUCAUCUUAGACUUCCAGACUUACCAUGGGCUUUGGCAAGCAAGACCUAUUCAGAAUAAAACAUACUACAAAAGUCACAAAGGGGUUGUUGGAUUUUGUUUAGUUGUGAAUGCAGGAGAGCUGUGUUCAAAAGCUGUCCCAGCAGGCUAAGGAAGGGCCAUGUCAGAUGGAGGACCACGGUUGUUUCUCAGUCUCUGGCGGACAAUCACCGUGUGGACGUAAUCCUGGCAGCGGAGAACAGAAGGUAGUAAGAACAAGUGUGCACAUGAUCGUGCCUAUCUGCCUUUCAGCUCCCUGGCUUGUGUUUUAUCUUCCAGAGUACAGUCCUUCUCAAGGCCUUAAUUCACGUCAGCAGGGUAUGGGUGGGGCAGGUACGGUCAUUGUUCUUUACUGUAAGUGUAGCAGGGGCUGACUCACGUCUCAGGUUUUUCUCUGUUUGUGAAAUGGACAGUCCUUUGACUAGGAUGUGACUUAAUGUUUCCUGUAGUGAUUGUUAAAACCAGCAUAGAAUGACAUGGUUCGAAGCUGAUGGGCUUGAUCAGGAGGAUUAUAGUCCUCAUGGACGUCCUGUACAGAUAAGCUGUGUCUGGACACAGACGAAGGCAGAACACUGCACGGGGAACAGGUUGCCACUCUGUGGAGGUUCAGUUCAGCAAUCUGUGUUUUUGAUAUACAUCAAAAUCUCUUAUGUAAUCAGAAGUUCUCAAUGCUUCACAGUAAACUUCAAUACACACACUAAAUGCGUAAGAGCCCACCCUCUUAAAAUCUGCUCACGCUGGUAAGACAUCAUUUAAACAUGAAAGCAGCAGCUCCAUCAUUCCGUGUCUGGGUGGUGCGCUGCCUCUGCCAUGUCGUGUAGGGCUCCCUGGGCCGUGGUCCCUUCUGUAGUGACACCUCUGCCAUGUCGUGUAGGGCUCUCUGGGCCAUGGUCCCUCCUGUAGUGACACCUCUGCCAUGUCGUGUAGGGCUCUCUGGGCCAUGGUCCCUCCUGUAGUGACACCUCUGCCAUGUCAUGUAGGGCUCUCUGGGCCAUGGUCCCUUCCGUGUAGUGACACCUCUGCCAUGUUGUGUAGGGCUCUCUGGGCCAUGGUCCCUUCUGUGUAGUGACACCUCUGCCAUGUCGUGUAGGGCUCUCUGGGCCAUGGUCCCUUCUAUGUAGUGACACCUCUGCCAUGUCGUGUAGGGCUCUCUGGGCCAUGGUCCCUUCUAUGUAGUGACACCUCUGCCAUGUCGUGUAGGGCUCUCUGGGCCAUGGUCCCUUCCGUGUAGUGACACCUCUGCCAUGUCGUGUAGGGCUCUCUGGGCCAUGGUCCCUUCUAUGUAGUGACACCUCUGCCAUGUCGUGUAGGGCUCUCUGGGCCAUGGUCCCUUCUGUGUAGUGACACCUCUGCCAUGUCGUGUAGGGCUCUCUGGGCCGUGGUCCCUUCUGUGUAGUGACACCUCUGCCAUGUCGUGUAGGGCUCUCUGGGCCAUGGUCCCUUCUGUGUAGUGACACCUCUGCCAUGUCGUGUAGGGCUCUCUGGGCCGUGGUCCCUUCUGUGUAAUGACACCUCUGCCAUGUCGUGUAGGGCUCUCUGGGCCAUGGUCCCUUCCGUGUAGUGACACCUCUGCCAUGUCGUGUAGGGCUCUCUGGGCCAUGGUCCCUUCUAUGUAGUGACACCUCUGCCAUGUCGUGUAGGGCUCUCUGGGCCAUGGUCCCUUCUAUGUAGUGACAGUCCUUCUCUACAGCGGUCAGUCUUCACCACUAAUGUCAUUUUACCCGAUGUUGGGGUCACAACUGCUGCACUGAAAGGGCUGCCUCUGCGGCGCACUGUGGGUGGUGUGGUGUUGGCUCUCGUGAGCACAGGGAAGCCUGGAGUCUUCUGCAGAUGCAGAGCAGUGACUUUAAUGAGCAAAACUAGACUCUGAGAAAUGCUGGAACUGUUGAGACCGUGUGCAAAGUCAGAGUGGAAAGACUGUAUAAAUGUGUAAUAUGAAUAUAGUGUUGUGUGGAGUAAGGCAAGCUGCUGAAUGGUUCGGUUGUGCAUUUCUCAUUUUGAUGUCAUGUAUGUUAAUAUGAUGAAAUAAAAUUGAAACUGGUACCUGUUUA